Messenger RNA from Athene cunicularia (burrowing owl), 2125 nucleotides. RefSeq names its product dynein assembly factor with WD repeats 1 (gene DAW1). The transcript has 13 exons. NCBI's taxonomy places the organism in Eukaryota, Metazoa, Chordata, Aves, Strigiformes, Strigidae. The record is from RefSeq and is a predicted model, not a curated record. Gene Ontology annotation, molecular function: protein binding. The coding region runs from base 35 to 1282 and encodes 415 amino acids.
CCGCCGCCGCCGCCGGAGGAGGAGGAGGAGGAGGAUGAGGCUGAGGCGGCUGCUGCUGCGCUACUACCCGCCGGGAAUUAUUCUGGAUUAUAUACAAGGUGGUGAUCCAAAGACCAGAUCUAUAGAUCUACUUGAUCUUAGACCUGACACAGAUGUCAUAGCCUUAGUAGAAGAAAUUCAAAAACGAGAACCUCUCAUCACAGUUUCAUACAAGGAACAUGUCAUACAUUUAGUACGAAGAUUGCAAGAGAAACUAGGGGAAAAAAAGGAUCACAAGUUCUAUCUUUUUAAGGUACUUAAAACACAUAUAUUGCCACUGACUAAUGUAGCAUUUAACAAAUCUGGUUCCCGCUUUAUCACUGGAAGCUAUGACAGAACCUGCAAAGUAUGGGAUACUGCAUCAGGAGAAGAGCUAUGUACACUGGAGGGACACAGGAAUGUUGUUUAUGCAAUAGCUUUCAAUAAUCCCUAUGGUGACAAGAUUGCCACUGGAUCUUUUGAUAAAACCUGCAAACUGUGGAGUACAGAAACAGGCAAAUGUUAUCAUACUUUCAGAGGACAUAGUGCAGAAAUAGUAUGUUUAUCAUUUAAUCUUCAGAGCACAUUGCUGGCAACUGGAAGCAUGGAUACCACUGCCAAAUUAUGGGAUAUAGAGAAAGGAGAAGAAAUAGUCACUUUAAGUGGGCACUCAGCAGAAAUUAUUGCAUUGUCUUUCAACACCACAGGAGAUAGGAUUAUCACUGGCUCCUUUGACCAUAGAGUGGCAGUGUGGGAUGUUGGCACUGGCAGGAUAUUACAUACUUUAAUGGGUCACCGAGGAGAGAUUAGCAGUGCACAGUUCAACUGGGACUGUUCUCUCAUUGUCACUGGAUCCAUGGACAAAACAUGCAUGCUUUGGAAUGCUAUGACUGGGACACAUAUAGCAACUUUAAUAGGUCACAGUGAUGAAAUAUUGGAUGUCUGCUUUGAUUAUGCUGGCCAGCGUAUUGCAACUGCUUCUGCUGAUGGAUCAGCAAGAGUCUAUAAUGCAGAAACGAGAAAGUGCAUUGCAAAACUAGAAGGUCAUGGCAGUGAAAUUUCAAAGGUUUGUUUUAACCCUAAAGGCAAUUGUAUACUAACAGCCAGCUCCGAUAAAACAGCUCGACUCUGGGAUGCUGCUACUGGACACUGCCUUCAGAUAUUAGAGGGUCAUACUGAUGAGAUAUUCUCCUGUGCUUUUAAUUACAAAGGUGAUAUAAUCAUUACAGGAAGCAAGGAUAACACCUGUAGAAUAUGGCACUGACUGAAGAGAAGGAAAAAUCCGGUUUGGUAUAUGCUUACUUUUUUGAGUUUCAUAGUCAAUAAAUGCAGUCUUUCAGAUCUGUUCUCUUCUACCCUUUGUUUGCCUUCAGCUUUGUGGAAAUAGAAAAGUUACCUAGAUUCUGGUAGGUUUGACUUUUCUGUUGUCUGGUAGAUAUGUAAUUGCAAAAUACUAGAAGUUGGAAGGGACCUCUGGAGAUCAUCUAGUACAACACCCUGCUCAAAGCACUGUCAACCAAGUGGGCUGCCCAGAACUGAUGUGGUUUUGAAUAUCUCCAAAGGACAGAGACUCCGUAGUUUCACUGGGCAAUCUGCUUUGUAUUUGAUUACUCUUACAGUAAAUAAGUUGGGGUUUUUUUUCCCUAUGUUUAAAAAGAACAUUUUCUUGUACUACAAUUUAUGCAUGUUGCCUCCUCACUGGGUACCUCCAAGAAGAUUCUGUCUCUGUUACCUCAGAUACCUGAGAGAAAUCAUCAUUAGUGUGAAUGAAUUCAGUAGGAUGGCCCCAUUUCUUUCUGUGUCAUUUUUGACUUCUAACCCUUUUAAUAAAAAAAAUACAGCAUUAUAGCAGUCUCAGCUUGAGUGUGAAAGGGGUGGUGUUAUGCACUUGCUCUGAGUACUUGUUUUAAAUUUUUUGUUGUGUAAUAAAAUAUUGAGCUAAAAUUCCAGUUUCCCUACUUGUAAUACAAUGUCCCCUUGGAAUUUCUGGAGAAACCCAGCAACUGUUUGUGAACUACAUGCUGUAAUUAAACUCCCAGUCAUGACCCUCUCAUACUUGCCCACAUCUUUCCAUUCAUUCCAUUCCUUUCUGCUCAGCCAUCAUUCU